Messenger RNA from Ipomoea triloba (trilobed morning glory), 2376 nucleotides. RefSeq names its product probable polygalacturonase. The record is from RefSeq and is a predicted model, not a curated record. Bases 185 to 1651 code for a protein of 488 amino acids. Gene Ontology annotation, molecular function: polygalacturonase activity. Gene Ontology annotation, biological process: carbohydrate metabolic process. The transcript has 5 exons. Lineage: Eukaryota; Viridiplantae; Streptophyta; Magnoliopsida; Solanales; Convolvulaceae.
UCCAAACCAUUUAGAUACUCAGAUCUGAAUUAUAUCUUAGGAGGAGCAGGAAAAUGGAAAACGAAUCUUCUUCGUGAUCAGUGUGUGUUUGCUAUAACCUGCAAACUGAAGCAAUCUCCGUAGCUUAAACCCUCGCGUGAUAUCUUGUUCGAAGGGGUUAAUCCUGUGAAUUUCACGAGGAGCAAUGGGGGAUUCCGUGAGGUUCCAACGCCGUAGGACCGAUCACAAGCACGUAGUUCCCUCAUUCCUACUGACUCACCGCACUCUCCUCUCUCUCACCUGGGCCAUCGGAUUUAUUCUCGUCGUCGCGUGGCAAAGCAACGCCGUAGAUCGGUUGUUUGUGUUCCGUUACUGGGCGCCGCCUCCGAGGCCCAUCCCCAAGCUCCGAUCGCCGGUCUUCAACCUCUCCGAUUUUGGAGCUGUCGGCGACGGCGUGACUUUGAAUACCAAGGCGUUUGAGAGGGCGAUUUCUGAGAUUCGGAAGCGAGGUGGCGGCCAGCUCAAUGUCCAGCCGGGCCGUUGGCUCACCGCGCCUUUCAAUCUCACCAGCCAUAUGACGAUGUUCCUCGCUGAAAAUGCCGAAAUACUUGGAAUUGAUGAUGAGAGAUAUUGGCCAUUAAUGCCUCCUUUGCCAUCAUAUGGACAUGGAAGAGAACAUGCUGGACCACGGUAUGGAAGCUUUAUCCACGGCCAAAAUCUGACCGAUGUUGUUAUUACAGGGCAUAAUGGCACCAUCAAUGGACAAGGCCAAGUAUGGUGGGGAAAGUAUCGUAAAAAGUUGCUGAACUUCACCAGAGGUCCUCUUCUGCAAAUCAUGUGGUCCAGAGACAUACAUAUCUCUAAUGUUACUUUUCGUGAUUCUCCAUUCUGGAAUCUUCACCCUUAUGACUGUCAGAAUGUUACAAUUAAAGGUGUAACUAUACUGGCUCCAUUGUCCGGUGCCCCUAACACUGAUGGAAUAGAUCCUGAUUCCUGUGUGAAUAUGGUUAUAGAGGAUAGUUAUAUAAGUGUUGGGGAUGAUGGAGUUGCAAUUAAGAGUGGGUGGGAUCAGUAUGGAAUUGCUUACUCUCGGCCUUCCUCAAACAUUACAAUCCGUAAUCUCAUAGUGCGCUCAAUGAUAAGUGCUGGAGUAUCAAUUGGCAGUGAAAUGUCCGGUGGGGUAUCAAAUAUAACAGUUGAUAAUCUCCUUGUGUGGAACUCAAAGAGAGGCAUCCGAAUUAAGACAAGUCCUGGGAGAGGUGGAUACAUUCAAAAUAUAACAUACCGCAACCUGACAUUGGAGAAUGUCCGGGUUGGUAUAGUGCUUAAAACUGAUUACAAUGAACACCCUGAUGAAGGAUAUGAUCCAAAGGCUCUUCCAACUAUUAAAAACAUAAGCUUCACUGGCAUCCAUGGAUAUGGAAUUCGUAUUCCAGUCCGUAUAUAUGGCAGCGCUGAGAUUCCUGUGGAGGAUGUUACUUUCCAGAACAUGUCAGUUGGCAUAACAUACAAGAAGAAGCACAUCUUCCAAUGCUCUUUUGUCAAAGGGCGUGUGAUCGGUAAAAUUUUCCCUUCUCCAUGUGAAAAUCUCGACUUAUAUGAUGAAGCAGGACAGCUGGUUAGGCAAUCAAAGCCACGGAAUAGCCUUGACAACACAGAUUAUGAUUCUUAAUCGUAAGUAGGGACAUCAUUUUAAAAAGUUUAUGAUGCGGUUAUAGCCUGGUGACUUUUUAAAGUUGGACCAUGGUAAAACAUGUUACUGGUCAUUAAGCUUGAGUUGCAGGAAUUGACACGAAAGGAUCUUUACACACACAACUACUUAAUUGCUGGGAGAAUCUCUGACCAUUGUUUGAAAGGGCAGUGACACAAUUUUGGUAUGGCUGCAUGGGGCUUUUAUCACCCCCCUCUUGCCAGUGCUCAGUUGUCAGUACUCGUGAGAAAAAGAAAUGGUCUUUCUCCCAAUUCAGUGUGCAAAUGAUGAUGCUUGGAAGGUUCAAAGGGUCGAAGACCAUUCUGAUAUUACGCCAGAGAAUGAAGAUUGUGAUGACGAUUAUGUAAGUCUCCUCACUGUGUGAUUCCCAAACUGUAUUGAUAGGAAGAGGAGAAAAGAGUAUGUGAGUAUUUACUAACAUAGUAACAUAUGACCUUUUAGAAUAACAGAAAACAGAUGCACUAGAUUGACACUCUUACUUGUCAAGGGAACCCAAAUUUGGCAUGUGAUUGUCGGGCCCUGGGGACGAAUUUAAUGACAAGUCAUCUUCACAAGUCUGAAGUGUUUGUAUGCUGAUAUUUAGAUGAAGCUUUUAGAAACUGUUAAUCUUCUAUCAUGCACAAUAUCUAAAACCACUGAAUUUGUUUUUUGUUAUUAGCGAUCUCAAUAGAGUGAAGUUGUGGGAA